Molecule: messenger RNA, 723 nt
Organism: Peronospora matthiolae
Lineage: Eukaryota; Oomycota; Peronosporomycetes; Peronosporales; Peronosporaceae
Source: the annotation of a GenBank genome assembly
AUGCGUCCAGACGCCACCGUACGUGACGUGACGUAUCUGAUUACUUUCUGCUUUCUGAUACCUUCCACGCCCAAGGUCUCACCGCUAGUCGUCACGCUGCCGCGGCGUUUUCACAACAAAGCGCGCUCGACUCGUCCUAUUGCCGAGCUUUCUAGCACACGACGCGAUGGUCGAAAGCCUGGACGAAUUGCUCGCAGCCACGAUGGUGAUGACCAGCAGUUAUCAGGUGCAAACUUCUCGACCGACGCUACGGACGGCAUCAAACGUCGACGGCAGCACCCGAGCGUCGUCAAAUCCCGCCCAUCUUCCGAGAGAAGAGAGAAAAAAACAGUCGAGCUUGUGCGUCGUCUAUCCCCUCGGGUGCAGCAUUUUCCGGCUGUCGAGGCCGCUCGCACCGUGUGCGAAAAACGCGCGUCGUGCUGCCGCCGUCACGUCGAGCGCGGCCGUAGAAACGCGUUUUUCGCAGCAGUAUCCGCGUCAGAUGGCUCCGUCAAGCCGCAGCGAUUUGCCGUGCAUCCAAGCAGGAGCCAAUCGCCACGACUGAAAACAACUGAGCUGGCUACUGUGCCGCGUGUCCGAGCCGCAGCAGCGAUCGCGCUUGCCAUAAUCAAGCAAGCAUCUGAUGUGUCCUGUUUGCACGCGAGUUCCGCGACGACCGGACCUUUGUGCGGCUCGAAAUGGUCCGGAGACGAGUCGAUGCAGCAUGAAAAAAAAACCAGCUGA